AAUGUAACCACGCCACAACUGUCAAAAAACGACAAUUGUGUAAAAACGCCCUAUCGCCAUCUCUCAUCUGUCUCUUUUGACAUCUUGCCUACUCCUUUUAGUUUGGUGUUCCUCCAAAUCAGACAUUAAAAAUGAAGCUUAACAUUUCAUAUCCCGUAACGGGAUGCCAAAAACUUUUCGAAGUUGUUGACGAACACAAAUUGCGUGUGUUCUAUGAAAAACGUAUGGGCCAAGUUGUCGAAGCCGACAUCCUCGGUGACCAAUGGAAAGGUUAUAUGCUUCGUAUUGCCGGAGGUAACGACAAACAAGGUUUCCCCAUGAAACAAGGUGUCUUGACUCAUGGUCGUGUACGUUUGUUGUUGAAGAAGGGACACUCUUGCUACCGUCCUCGCCGUACUGGUGAACGUAAGAGGAAAUCAGUCCGUGGCUGCAUUGUUGAUGCCAACAUGUCCGUUUUGGCUUUGGUUGUUGUCAAGAAGGGUGAACAAGAAGUUGAAGGUCUUACCGACGUCACUGUUCCCCGUCGUUUGGGUCCCAAGAGAGCCAGCAAGAUCCGCAAGUUGUACAACUUGACCAAGGAAGACGAUGUUCGUCGCUUCGUUGUACGUCGCCCUCUCCCCGCCAAGGAUGGCAAGAAGGCCACCUCCAAGGCUCCCAAGAUCCAACGUCUCGUCACCCCCGUUGUCUUGCAACGUAAACGCAGACGUGUUGCCCUCAAGAAGAAACGUCAAGUAGCCUCCAAGGAAGCUGCUGCUGAUUACGCUAAAUUGUUGGCUCAACGCAAGAAGGAAAACAAAGCCAAGCGCGAAGAGGCCAAGAGACGUCGUUCCGCAUCCAUGCGCGAAUCAAAGAGCUCCAUCUCUAGCGACAAAAAGUAAAUAAAAACAACAUCAAGAUUUAAACAUAUUGUUUAUUUUUAAAAAUAGGGAGGCAUUUUUAGAUGGUUUCGUGAAUUAAAUAAAACACGAAAAGUAAACAGAAAAUAAAAAAAUAUUGUUUUUUAUUUAAAAAAAAAAA
Lucilia cuprina (Australian sheep blowfly) is the source of this 1017-nucleotide messenger RNA. RefSeq names its product 40S ribosomal protein S6 (gene RpS6). Gene Ontology annotation, molecular function: structural constituent of ribosome. The record is from RefSeq and is a predicted model, not a curated record. Gene Ontology annotation, biological process: translation. The coding region runs from base 132 to 878 and encodes 248 amino acids. Gene Ontology annotation, cellular component: ribosome. The transcript is spliced from 3 exons. Lineage: Eukaryota; Metazoa; Arthropoda; Insecta; Diptera; Calliphoridae.